Molecule: messenger RNA, 399 nt
Organism: Ilex paraguariensis (yerba mate)
Lineage: Eukaryota; Viridiplantae; Streptophyta; Magnoliopsida; Aquifoliales; Aquifoliaceae
Source: the annotation of a GenBank genome assembly
AUGUUGAACUGUUUAGGAGAAGAGGCUUAUGUGAAACCCUUAUUUCCUUCUUUUUUGAUCAUGUCCAAUGUUGACCCCGUCUUAAUAUGGCCAGUUGAAAUAUGGGAGAUGAUUCGGAUGAUUGCGACAGCUCGGAUUGUGAUGCCAAAAGCAAUGGUCAGGCUGUCGGCUGGCAGAGUUCGCUUCUCCAUCCCCGAGCAAACAUUGUGCUUUCUUGCCGGGGCAAAUUCCAUAUUCACUGGCGAAAAGCUGUUGACGACUCCCAACAAUGAUUUUGAUGCUGAUCAACUCAUGUUCAAGCUGCUUGGACUCAUCCCAAAAGCUCCCAGUUUUCACAACAAUGCUGUAAAAGAUUUUGAAACAGAAUGUUGUGAAGAAGCUAUCUCUAGUUCUGGUUAA